Molecule: messenger RNA, 1337 nt
Organism: Mangifera indica (mango)
Lineage: Eukaryota; Viridiplantae; Streptophyta; Magnoliopsida; Sapindales; Anacardiaceae
Exons: 4
Coding region: 412-870 (152 amino acids)
Source: RefSeq, a predicted model, not a curated record
UCACCAUCAAUCUCGCAGACCCAAUUCUCUUCAAUAUCGCUCACUGCCUCCAAACCCAAACUGAACUCAGCCGUUUCCGCGCCGUCUGCAGCUCGUUCCGCUUCGCCGUCCUUCUCCCCUCUCCGAAACUUGCUCCCGUUCAUUAUUACUAUGACCCCGGAAUCUCCGACCCUCCUUUGCAGCUCAUCAUUGCCGAAUCGACUGUCUAUGCCUUGCAACCCUUUUCCCACGAGGCCCCUCCGUGGAUAGUCAAAGUUGAAAAAUCUAGCCAGGAGAAAUCCCGGGUCCACGACCCCUUUUGUCGCUGCCAUUUUGAAGAACACGUUCUUGAAAUGUUGCCUCAGUCAGUGAACUUGCUGGAAUAUCGUGUGCAGGAAAUGGGUAAAGGCUAUAGAAUUGACUGGGUUCUGGAUGAACAUCCGAGACGGUUUAGUGGGUGGAAAUAUAUUUUGUUGCAAAAAGUUUGCUGUCUCUGCAGAUAAUGAUGAGUUAGCAGUUAUGGUUUUUCUGAAUUUGGAAUUGAUGGUUUGGAGGAGCUGUGAUAAGAAAUGGGUCGACUUGGGUUUUGGUGAUGUUGAUGUUCAGGAUAUUGUUUAUUAUAAGAAGCAGUUUCAUGUGGUGAUGACAAAUGGGCAUAUUUUAAGCGUUAAUCCGAAGUCUUUGGAGCUAGACGCAGAAGAGCAAGAGUGGAUUGAAGUGAAGGAUUUGGAGGGUAGAGCAUUGUUUCUGUUUGAUGGAGGAUGUAUGCUUCAAGUUUCAACUUCAGUGACGGUAGUAAUGAGUGGCCCGUAUCAUUUCCCGAAUCUUCUGAGAUUUUUGGGCCUGCACCAGCUUGCCUCUUCCCUGAAUGUGCGAAGACAUUGUAUCUAGGAAGUUUCUGGGAUCAACCGCUUGAAGAGUGUUUCAUCAUCAAUGUGAAGAUUUGAUUACCAUCUUGGUCGGACCAUUUUAUUAGUUGGUACUACCAACUUGGUAGUUGUGUUGGUUUUAUUUUGUGAGCAUGUAUAUAUGCAUUAUGGGUCUUAAUGUCAUGAAACUAGAUUUGAGCUUGGUCAUUUAAUUCUCCUGUUAUGCCUUCAGACUCCUGUAUUUAAGCUUGGUCGUUUCCUCUACUUUUUGAGCUGCUAAUACUGUCCUGAUGAGCUUAGAGUUUUUCAAAUUAUUGUUCUGAUGAUAAUUGGAGGAGUGUCGAAGCCACAUUAGGACUGCAAAUGAGGUGAGAUGCUCUCAAACUGCACAUGGCUUGGCUUAUAUCAAGCGGAGCUGUGCUUGUAGUUGUUUUGAUUUUAAAUAUGAGUAUAAUUGAUUAAUAUCUAUGUUACGGGAUUUUAUUAUAA